ACGUGCUAUCUUUUGCCACCAAAAUUGAAAUCAAAAGUAGCUAGACCGUUGCCACCUUGAAAAAACAAGAAUAUGGAAGCAUCUCAAGGAGGGAAUAACAAGAGCACAAAGAAGCAAGAUAGGGCCAGUGGAGAGACUCGAUACAGAGGGAUUCGCCGGCGGCCUUGGGGGAAAUUUGCUGCUGAGAUUCGUGACCCAACAAAGAACGGUGCUCGACGGUGGUUAGGAACAUUUGAAACGGCUGAAGAAGCUGCCAGAGCUUAUGAUCGAGCUGCUUUUGCGUUUCGUGGUCAUUUAGCUAUUCUUAACUUCCCAAAUGAAUAUCAAUACCAUCAUCACUCCUCUCCGCCGCCGUCAUUUGCUUCUUCUUCUUCUACGCCGUCGUCCUCCUCCUCGUUCUCUGUUGCUCCUCCGACCAGUUAUGGGCUUGUGGGUUCUUCUGGAAGGCAGGAAGUAAUAGAGUUUGAGUAUUUGGAUAACAAAUUAUUGGAGGAUCUUCUUGAGCAUCAAUAAGGUAGACAACAGUAAGGCUUAUGACCCAGAAAUGCAAUUCUUUCAUUUUUGGCUGUUGAUGAUUGUUUGAUUUGUAAUAUUGAAUUCAAGAUAUGCAUUUCCAUUUAAUUUUAAAA
Manihot esculenta (cassava) is the source of this 629-nucleotide messenger RNA. Its product is annotated as ethylene-responsive transcription factor ERF098. The transcript has a single exon. The coding region runs from base 73 to 513 and encodes 146 amino acids. Gene Ontology annotation, molecular function: DNA binding; DNA-binding transcription factor activity. NCBI's taxonomy places the organism in Eukaryota, Viridiplantae, Streptophyta, Magnoliopsida, Malpighiales, Euphorbiaceae. The record is from RefSeq and is a predicted model, not a curated record. Gene Ontology annotation, biological process: ethylene-activated signaling pathway; regulation of DNA-templated transcription.